GGGCGACGACUGUACGACGGAGGCGCGUGGUAGGGAUACGGAGUAUCUGUCAUGGCCGACAUUCACUGGGAGAGUAGUUUUGGUCAGACCGCAUCAGCGAGCGGUACGCGGUGUCUUUAGUGGUGAAAAAAACAUGGGGCGCGAUAAUGGGCAGACGGUCAAGCGAAGAAGGCGUUAGCGAACUCUCGGUCCUGGUAGAGGACGAUUUAUGCGAGAGGUCCGCGACGAUGGAGUCACGAGCACGGAGGACUCGAUUACGUAGCGUUGUAGGGAUAUGUUUGUUUCUCGCGCUCACGGGCAUCAUUUAUCUCGGCUACUUCUGUCCCGAUCACGUAUGCGCUCUGACGAGCCGCGAGAUCAAGGAGUCCGUGAGAUUGUCCGAGGGUCUAUCUGCUGGUCCCGUGUCCGGUUUGUCUUCCGUCUCCGUCGAAUUCGACAAAAAUGGCCUGCUCUCGGUACAUCCUGCUUUUAGAUUGCAUAGUAUUCAAGGGAGCCUUGGUUACGACGACGUGUUUACCAACGAUACCUUCCAGUUUGACAUCAAUGGUCACGAUGUCAUCGUUUUCUUGCACAUUCAGAAGACUGGAGGUACAUUAUUUGGAAAACAUUUAGUAAGAGAUUUAGAUCUGCAAAGACCGUGUUCUUGUCAAAGAAGACGUAAGCGUUGUUUUUGUUUCCGUCCAAAUCGCAAUGAAAAUUGGCUUUUUUCACGAUAUUCCACUGGCUGGAAGUGUGGUUUACAUGCUGACUGGACAGAAUUAACUAGCUGUGUUGAUACUGAGUUGAAUAAAAUUGAAGGGGAUGGCAUAAAGCGUAGAUACUUUUACAUAACUAUAAUAAGGGAUCCUGUUGCAAGGUAUUUGUCUGAAUUUAGACAUGUACAAAGAGGUGCAACAUGGAGAGGAGCUCGUCAUUGGUGUGGUGGCAUCCAAGCAAAUAUACCACAGUGUUAUCCUGGAUCGAGUUGGCAAGGAGUAUCUUUAGAACAGUUUAUGGAGUGUCCAUAUAAUUUGGCAAGCAACCGUCAAACAAGAAUGUUGGCUGAUCUAUCAAUUGUUGGUUGUUACAAUUCUACACUCAGCAGCUUGGAGAGAGAUCGUCUCAUGUUGGCUAGCGCUAAGCACAAUUUGCAAUUCAUGCCUUUCUUCAUGUUGACUGAAUACCAGAAAGUGGGACAAUAUUCCUUCGAAGAAACAUUUGGAAUGAGAUUUGCCGUUGCUUUUGAACAACAUAAUGCGACUUUGAGCGCUGCCACAAUGGCUACCUUAAGCGCGGAACAGUUAGACGCUGUACGUAGAUUAAACAGAUUGGAUUUGGAAUUAUAUGAUUUUGCAAAGAAUCUUGCGUUUCAAAGGUUCAAACGGCUUAGAGAUCGCGACCCGUACUUUGUACAACGAUUUCAACACCUUGGAGAAUUACCUUCUAGACAAAGUGCAACGGAAUUUAAUUGGGAUUCUGUCAUAGAAGAUACUACAGAUGUUGAAUGAUAUGUAAGUAUGUUAUUGAUAAAUAAUAUCGAUGCUUUGCAUUCAUAGCUGGGCAAAAAAAAAUGCUCUGAAUCUGAGUAUCUCAGGGAAUCAUCCUUGAAGGAAAAAAAAAAGAAGAGUUUUACAUAGAAUUAUGACGCAGGCAGUUGCCUGCGUGAAACUUACCAAAAGUGUUUAUAGUAAAUAAUAUGGAUAA
Messenger RNA from Frieseomelitta varia, 1683 nucleotides. It is a transcript of the gene Hs6st, whose product is annotated as heparan-sulfate 6-O-sulfotransferase 1-B. The record is from RefSeq and is a predicted model, not a curated record. The transcript is spliced from 4 exons. NCBI's taxonomy places the organism in Eukaryota, Metazoa, Arthropoda, Insecta, Hymenoptera, Apidae. The coding region runs from base 147 to 1487 and encodes 446 amino acids. Gene Ontology annotation, cellular component: membrane. Gene Ontology annotation, molecular function: heparan sulfate 6-sulfotransferase activity.